Oncorhynchus nerka (sockeye salmon) is the source of this 1383-nucleotide messenger RNA. RefSeq lists its product as uncharacterized. The transcript has a single exon. The coding region runs from base 1 to 1383 and encodes 460 amino acids. NCBI's taxonomy places the organism in Eukaryota, Metazoa, Chordata, Actinopteri, Salmoniformes, Salmonidae. The record is from RefSeq and is a predicted model, not a curated record.
AUGACUAGUGUGUCAGGCCUGGGUAGGAUCCGGCCGGCCGGGCCUCUCUGUAUCCCCCGGGCCUCUCUGUAUCCCCCUACCUUCCCCCAGCCCCCUACCUUCUCCCAGCCCCCUACCUUCCCCCAGCCCCCUACCUUCCCCCAGCCCCCCUACCUUCUCCCAGCCCCCUACCUUCCCCCAGCCCCCUACCUUCCCCCAGCCCCCUACCUUCCCCCAGCCCCCUACCUUCUCCCAGCCCCCUACCUUCCCCCAGCCCCCUACCUUCUCCCAGCCCCCUACCUUCCCCCAGCCCCCUACCUUCCCCAGCCCCCUACCUCCUCCCAGCCCCCCCCUUCCCCCCAACCCCCUACCUUCCCCUGCCCCCUACCUUCCCCCUGCCUCCCUACCCCCAGCCCCCUACCUUCCCCCCCUGCCCCCUGGCCCCUACCUUCCCCCUGCCCCCCCUACCUUCCCCCAGCCCCCUACCUUCCCCCAGCCCCUACAUUCCCCAGCCCCCUACCUUCCCCCUGCCCCCUACAUUCCCCAGCCCCUCAGCCCCCUUCCCCAGCCCCUACCUUCCCCAGCCCCCUACCUUCCCCCUGCCCCCAUUCCCCCAGCCCCCCUUCCCCCGGCCCCCUACCUUCCCCCUGCCCCCCUACCUUCCCCCGGCCCCCUACAUGCCCCCUACCUCCCCCUGCCCCCUACAUUCCCUCAGCCCCCUACAUUCCCUCAGCCCCCUACAUUCCCCUUGCCCCCUACCUUCCCCGGACCCCUACAUUCCCCCUGCCCCCUACAUUCCCCCAGCCCCUCUACAUUUCCACAGCCCCCUACAUUCCCCCAGCCCCUCUACAUUCCCCCAGCCCCUCUACAUUCCCCCAGCCCCCUACAUUCCCCAGCCCCUCUACAUUCCCCCUGCCCCUCUACAUUCCCCCAGCCCCCUACAUUCCCCCAGCCCCUCUACAUUCCCCCAGCCCCUCUACAUUCCCCCAGCCCCCUACAUUCCCCCAGCACCUCUACAUCCCCCAGCCCCUCUACAUUCCCUCGGCCCCCCCCUACCUUCCCCCAGCCCCUCUACAUUCCCCCCAGCCCCUCUACCUUCAACCUGCCCCCUACAUUCCCCCAGCCCCUCUACAUUCCCCCAGCCCCUCUACCUUCAACCUGCCCCCUACAUUCCCCCAGCCCCCUACAUCCCCCCCCCCCUCUACAUCCCCCAGCCCCCCCUACAUCCCCCCUGCCCCCUACAUCCCCCUGCCCCCUACAUCCCCCUGCCCCCUACAUCCCCUGCCCCCUACAUCCCCCUGCCCCCUACAUCCCCCCCCUACAUCCCCCCCUCUACAUUCCCCCAGCCCCUCUACCUUCAACCUGCCCUUCUACCUUAGUACAUCUUUAGUGUUUCCCUGGUAA